This is a messenger RNA of Mesocricetus auratus (golden hamster), 5211 nucleotides long. RefSeq names its product HECT and RLD domain containing E3 ubiquitin protein ligase 3 (gene Herc3). Gene Ontology annotation, molecular function: ubiquitin-protein transferase activity. NCBI's taxonomy places the organism in Eukaryota, Metazoa, Chordata, Mammalia, Rodentia, Cricetidae. The coding region runs from base 554 to 3709 and encodes 1051 amino acids. The record is from RefSeq and is a predicted model, not a curated record. The transcript has 26 exons.
GCUGCCGCCGCCACCAUUGGCCAGGCGGGAAGUCGUUCUGGCCGCUCCUUCUGCGGCCGCGGGAGUGCGGGGAAACUUCAUUAAUACUGUGACGCUGGAGGCUGGGGAGGCCCGAGCGGCACGGAGGGCUGCGGUCGCCGGGGUGGGCGCUGCGAACCGGGGUGCGGGAGGGGCGGCGAUCUCCGGGGCAGCGAGCCGGCGCUGCACCCGCCGGGGAGGGGUGCUGGGCUGUCCGCAGCUCCCGGUCGCGGAGGCGUCUCCCCGCCCCGAGCUCGGACGCGGGCCGCGGGUGACCUCCCUGCGUGAAGAGCGGCGCGGCGGCAGGGGAAUUCGCGUUGCGGCUGGCCGCCGGCUCCUCCCACCCAGCUGGCGGGCGGGGCUCGGGGACCCGGGCUCUGGUGCAGGCGUGCUGAGGCCGACCCGACGGCUGGACCGACCGAGGAGCAGAUGCUGAGAUUACCUUUUCACCAUCACACAAAGCAUUCUUGUCUCUGCCCUGAAAAUCCUCUCGGGAUACCUCACAGGCUGUAUGACUCCCUGAAGGAUCAGAACAAUGCUAUGCUGGGGGUAUUGGUCCCUGGGCCAGCCAGGCAUCAGCUCCAACCUGCGAGGCAUUGUGGCUGAGCCCCAGGUGUGCCGCUUUGUAUCGGACGGAACCAUCAAGGAAGUGGCUUGUGGAGGAAACCACUCGGUGUUCCUGCUGGAAGAUGGGGAGGUUUACACGUGUGGUGCAAACACCAAGGGGCAGCUUGGCCACGAGAGGGAAGGCAACAAGCCAGAACAAAUUGGAGCAUUGGCUGAUCAGCAUAUCAUACAUGUGGCAUGUGGAGAAUCACACAGUCUGGCUCUGAGUGACCGGGGCCAGCUCUUUUCUUGGGGUGCAGGAAGUGAUGGCCAGCUGGGACUCAUGACUACUGAGGAUUCCGUGACAGUGCCCAGGUUAAUACAGAAGCUGAACCAGCAGACCAUAUUACAAGUUUCCUGUGGCAACUGGCACUGCUUGGCUCUGGCAGCUGAUGGCCAGUUCUUCACCUGGGGAAAGAACAGCCAUGGGCAGCUCGGCCUGGGGAAGGAGUUCCCCUCCCAAACCAGCCCGCAGAGAGUGAGGUCUUUGGAAGGGAUCCCACUGGCUCAGGUGGCCGCAGGAGGGGCUCACAGCUUUGCCCUGUCUCUCUCGGGAGCGGUGUUUGGCUGGGGGAUGAACAAUGCAGGGCAGCUAGGGCUCAGCGAUGAAAAAGAUCGAGAGUCUCCGUGCCAUGUGAAGCUUUUAAGAACACAGAAAGUCGUCUAUAUCAGUUGUGGAGAGGAGCACACAGCAGUUCUCACAAAGAGUGGGGGCGUGUUUACAUUCGGUGCUGGUUCCUGUGGACAGCUUGGGCACGGCUCCAUGAAUGAUGAAGUUAAUCCCAGAAGAGUUCUGGAGCUGAUGGGCAGCGAAGUAACUCAGAUUGCCUGUGGCAGACAGCACACCCUAGCCUUUGUGCCUUCUUCUGGACUCAUCUAUGCCUUUGGCUGUGGAGCUCGAGGUCAGCUAGGAACCGGACACACAUGUAAUGUUAAGUGCCCAUCUCCGGUGAAGGGCUAUUGGGCUGCCCACAGCAGUCAGCUUUCAGCUAGAGCUGACCGCUUUAAGUACCGUGUCGUUAAACAGAUCUUUUCUGGAGGGGACCAGACGUUUGUGCUCUGCUCUACCUACGAGAAUUCUUCUCCUGCUGUUGAUUUCAGGACUGUGAACCAAGCACAUUAUACCAACUUGAUAAACGAUGAGACCAUAGCAGUUUGGAGACAGAAACUCUCAGAACACAACAAUGCAAAUACAAUCAACGGUGUUGUCCAGAUACUGUCUUCUGCAGCUUGUUGGAAUGGAAGUUUCCUGGAAAAUAAAAUUGAUGAACAUUUUAAGACCAGCUCUAAAAUCCCUGGGAUUGACCUGAACUCAACUAGGGUUUUAUUUGAGAAGUUGAUGCACUCUCAGCACUCCAUGAUUCUAGAACAGAUAUUAAACAGCUUUGAAAGUUGCCUCAUUCCUCAGUUGUCAAGUUCACCCCCAGAUGUUGAAGCGAUGAGAAUCUAUUUAAUACUACCAGAGUUUCCCCUGCUUCAGGAUUCUAAGUAUUACAUAACGCUGACUAUUCCCCUGGCAAUGGCUAUUCUGCGGCUGGAUACAAACCCUAGCAAAGUAUUAGAUAACUGGUGGUCCCAGGCAUGCCCGAAGUAUUUCCUGAAGUUGGUAACCCUCUAUAAAGAUGCCGUCCUUUAUCUGCUAAGGGGAAGGAAGACGUUCCUAAUCCCUGUACUGUUUACCAGUUACGUGACUGCAGCACUCAAGCUUCUGAAGAAAUUAUACAAGGUGAAUCUUCGAGUGAAGCAUGUGGAAUACGAUACGUUUUAUAUCCCCGAGAUUUCUACUCUUGUGGACAUUCAAGAAGACUACCUCAUGUGGUUUCUGCAUCAAGCAGGGAUGAAAGCUAGACCGUCUAUCAUACAGGAUUCUGUAACCCUUUGCUCCUACCCUUUCAUCUUCGAUGCCCAAGCCAAGACCAAAAUGCUACAGACUGAUGCAGAGUUACAGAUGCAGGUAGUGGCAGUGAACGGAGCCAACCUGCAGAAUGUCUUCAUGCUUCUCACCUUGGAGCCUCUGCUGGCCAGAAGCCCCUUCCUGGUCCUUCAUGUCCGCAGGAACCACCUUGUUGGAGAUGCCCUGAGAGAGCUGAGCAUUCAUUCUGACAUCGACCUGAAGAAGCCUCUCAAAGUGAUCUUUGAUGGGGAAGAAGCAGUAGAUGCUGGUGGUGUUACAAAGGAAUUCUUUCUUUUGCUGUUGAAAGAACUUUUAAAUCCCAUUUAUGGGAUGUUUACCUACUAUCAAGACUCACAGCUCUUGUGGUUUUCAGAUACAUGUUUUGUAGAGCGCAGCUGGUUUCACUUGAUUGGCAUAGCCUGUGGACUGGCUAUCUACAACUCCACGGUGGUUGAUCUCCACUUCCCAUUGGCUCUCUACAAGAAGCUACUGAAUGUAAAGCCUGGCUUGGAAGACUUAAAGGAGCUGUCACCAACGGAAGGAAGGAGUCUUCAAGAACUUCUGGAUUACCCGGGUGAAGAUGUUGAAGAGACUUUCUGCCUCAACUUCACGGUGUGCCGAGAAAGCUAUGGGGUGAUUAAACAGAAGAAGCUGAUACCCGGGGGAGACCGAGUAGCCGUUUGCAAGGACAACAGGCAAGAAUUCGUGGAUGCUUAUGUGAAUUAUGUUUUCCAACUCUCAGUUCAUGAGUGGUACACAGCCUUCGCCAGUGGCUUCCUGAAGGUGUGUGGGGGCAAAGUCCUAGAGCUCUUCCAGCCUGCAGAACUGCGGGCCAUGAUGGUGGGGAACAGCAACUACAACUGGGAAGAACUGGAAGAGACUGCCAUCUAUAGGGGUGAUUAUUCAGGCACACAUCCUACUGUGAAACUAUUUUGGGAGACAUUCCAUGAGUUCCCACUAGAGAAGAAGAAGAAGUUUCUCUUGUUCCUGACAGGCAGUGACCGGAUUCCCAUCUAUGGAAUGGCCAGUCUGCAGAUUGUCAUCCAAUCCACAAUCCAUGGGGAGGAGUACUUACCUGUGGCCCACACCUGCUACAACCUGCUUGACCUCCCUAAAUAUAGCAGCAAAGAGAUGAUGAGGGCUCGGCUGACCCAGGCCCUCGACAAUUAUGAGGGUUUUAGUUUGGCCUGAGGCUCCCCAGCUCACCCAAGAUGUCCUUACCUUCCUCGGUGACCACAUUGUAGUUGAUUCAAAAUAUCAUGGGGAGUGAUUUCUAUUUUUUUAUUGUCUAAGUGGAUUGAGACUUUUGAAUCCUAAAUCCUGGUCAGUGUGUUUCUAGGAUUCAGUAGUUAAUAGUCCUUUUGAAAAAUCAGUGGUUGGGGACAGGCCCAAAAAUUGGCUUUAGUAUGGGAGGUGGAUUGGAUUUUGCUUUGCUUUGUUUUAAACCAAGGUACCUGUUGUCCUUCGUCUGUGAAUGUGUUGGGAUCUGCUGGAUUAAAUUGCAGUAGGUUUGUAAGCUUUUGUUUCCCAGAUGUGUUUCAGCCCUGAUGUUUCUUCUCCAUGCGUCCCCACCCUCUUCCUAGCUUCUGUCUGCUGUGCCGAGAUGACUGAUUGACAUCUUCCCUCUUGGCUGCCAUGCAGAGCACUCCCUUUCUCUGCACCUUUGGAAAUGCAUGGCUAGCUGCAGCCCACUCCAACCCACAGCAGAAUGGGCUUCUUCAGAACUCCCAAUCCCAAAAGGCUGAGUCUGGGUCCGUUACUUGUCAUAGCUCUUGAGACUUUACAGGAGCCUUUACGAAUACAUUCUGCUUUAAGAAAAUAAGUCAUGAAGGAGUUGCAGCCUUCCGUGACUGCCCACUGCCUAGGCCUCCCAAAAGACACAGCAGCCUCAGGUGGCAGGUGGCUGCAUGUGUAUUGUUAGCCAUGACACCUGAGUAGACAAUGAAUUAGUAGACCCCUUUACCUUGCUUUUGAAGCAAGUUGUAUUUUCUUGUCUACAUAUUGCCCAAGAACGGUAUAAUUAAUAAACUUCUGUCCCUUUCUUUAUUACUUUAUAUUUACUGCUUCUCUUUCUUACCUUUUCUUUCCUGUGUCCCCAGCGCUUCCUUUCCUUUGGUCUCUUUUCUCCCGUGCAGAACUAAUUGCAUCAGUUCUCCACCUCCUUCUGCUAGUGGAUGCAUGCUGCCUUUUUUAUUUUAAAUUUUUUUAAAUUUCACUUCUGUCUCUAACUGUUAGAGUAUGAAGAUACUCUUUACAAUAGAGUUUUUGUUUAUCGCAUUUGAAAUGUUCAUUUACGGUGGGAUUUCAGCAGGGGAAUUAUGUUUAAGUCAAAUACAUGUGUCUCAAAAAUGACAUGUUUAGCUGAUCUCCAUUCGAUAAGAAAAUCCUACAUGAUCAAAGAGCUCAUGUAAUGCUAAUUUUAAAUAUGUAGUUGCUAGAGAAAAGAUUUAUUUAUAUAAAAUGAAGUACAUAUAGAUUGUGAUGCAGUAUCAAGUCUUGAUGGAAGGAAUGUAGAUUUUUGCUUUUUCUUUUUGUUUUUAAAAGUUACUUUUAAAAGUUACUCCAAUUGGUAGUUUUUCAGUCCUUAUAAAUACAACAUUUAAAAAAGAUAGACAAUUAUAUGAAAUGUUUAUUUUCUAUGUGUGUGCAUAUAGUUCAAUAUUAUCCAAUAAAUUUGGUGUUUUAACUUAAAA